GAAACGCUCCUCUGUGCGCUCACUGGCACACCUCCCUCUCCUCCUCCCCAUCGUCUUCUUCUUAAUUGCGCAUCGGCACUCCGGCAGCACCGCACUGGGAGUCACGAGCAAAAGCGUUUGAAAUAUAUGUAGAGAAUAAAACAAAGUGAGGGUGGUGAUGAGCUUUCUGAGUCUGUGGAACAAGAACAUGAUGGACUGAACUUUAAACAUGUUCCAAGCGGGAUUUGCAUUCAGUUGUUCUCGGUUGGUGGAAUAUGUUAAAGGUGGACUUCCAGCUGGGCAGAUGCUGAUUAAUGAAACCAUGACACGUUUUCUUCCGCUGCUGCUGACAGAGGUGAUGCUUUUUGUGUGAAACUGCUCCAACGCAGAGAGCCCCUAAAUCCGGAAUAAACAGGACUGCUUCCCGUUUCUGACAGACUGCCGAGGAUGACCAAAGACAUUCAAAUAAUGAUGUAAUAAAUAGAUUUCCUGCACACGCAUCUUCGAGUGAAUGGACACAAAUUGCACCGACUGGCAUCCAAGUGCGUCAGACCUGAGCGGACAGCCGUUACGCAUGGAGACAGCUCGGGACUGAGAGGAUUUUUGUUUCGCUUGUUCACAUUUUUUAUGAUUUUAACUGACAAAAGAGGGACAAAGUUAUUCUACUCCUCCUCGAACAGAAAAUGAGUAGCUGUCUCUUUCGACUAGCACUCUUCCUGGCUUGCGUCCUCUCCAUCAGCUGCACCGCUGCGCCCGGGACCGAGGCGGAGGCGCACACGGCGUCCAGGAAUACCUGCGCGUCCUGCGGCGUCGCUCAGCCGGAGGACCCCGAGUCGGGCCGGCUGAACGUGGACUUCCUGGAGGCGGUGAAGAGGCACAUCCUGAGCCGGCUGCAGAUGCGGGAGAGGCCCAACAUCACGCACCCGGUCUCGAAGGCGUCCAUGGUGACGGCGCUGCGGAAGCUCCACGCCGGGAAGCUGCGGGAGGACGGGAGGGUGGAGAUCCCCAACCUGGACGGACAUCCGAUGAGCAACGACGUGCUGGAGGAGAGCUCGGAGAUCAUCAGCUUUGCGGAGAAAGAUGAUAUGGUGACAUCCAAGUCCAGCCUCUUCUUCCAGAUCUCCAGUGAGGGGAACCAGAACCUGCACGUGACGCAGGCCACCCUCUGGCUCUACUUCAAGCUUCUGCCGUCUCCUCUGGAGGUGCGUCCAAGGCGGAAAGUGACGGUGAAGGUAUACUACCAGGAGCCCGGCCUCAGCAGCAAGUGGAACCUGGUGGAGAAACGGGUUGACCUGAAGCGCAGUGGCUGGCACACCUUCAUGCUGACCGACGCCGUCCGGUUGGUGUUUGAGAAGGGCGACCGGCGCCAGAACCUGGAUGUGCGUUGCGAGGGCUGCGAGGCAGACGGCGUGGUGCCCAUCCUGCUCAACCACAACGAUGACUCCCACCGGCCCUUCCUGGUGGUGCAGGCGCAGCAGGUUGACAACAAACACCGGAUCCGCAAGAGGGGGCUGGAGUGUGACGGUAGCAGCAACCUGUGCUGCCGCCAGCAGUUCUACAUAGACUUCCGGCUCAUCGGCUGGAACGACUGGAUCAUCGCGCCGUCUGGCUACUUUGGGAACUACUGCGAGGGGAACUGUCCAGCCUACAUGGCAGGCGUCCCCGGUUCAGCCUCCUCCUUCCACACAGCGGUGGUGAACCAGUACCGCAUGCGAGGGAUGAGCCCGGGCUCCAUGAACUCGUGCUGCAUUCCCACCAAGCUUAGCACCAUGUCCAUGCUCUACUUCGAUGACGAGUACAACAUCGUCAAGCGGGACGUUCCCAACAUGAUCGUGGAGGAGUGUGGCUGUGCUUGAGUACGUUUUGUUGUUGUUUAUUUAAAGUGGAACUGAAAACUGUAAACAGAUUCACAAGAUUACAACAAGAAAAUGAAUAUAGAAACAGAAUAUUUAUGGACGAUGGAGAAAACAUGCGCUCGCGCAACCUCAUCCACACAUAUCUACACACUCUCAUGUAUGCCUGCACAAAAACUUGUAUAUAUAUUUAUGUUUGUUGAUAUAUUUCAUUAUAUUCUCUAGUAGAAGACUGUUUCUGUCUAGAAAUGAUUCAGUCUCCUUCAAAGCGACAUGAAGAGUUCUCUUCCAAAUCUUUAAAUAUCCACUUUGGAAAACAAUCAAUCCCUUCAGUUCUUCAUUAAAUAUCUCUAAGAUAGGCGGGGAUCUGGUUUGCUAAAGUGUUCAAGACUUAUGUAACCUACUAGCCUUUACUGUCACUGACUUUUCAGUCACGUUGUUAGAGUAGUUACCACUUGUUUAGAAGUGAGUGUCUUGUUUUGGAAUUAAACUCUUCAUGUGUAGAACAUAAACCCAACCUUGAACGUGAAAACAAAUCGCCUUCCAAGGAGGUGUGGGGAGCCUUACACGAGUCAGAAGGUUGUGGUGAUUCAACUAUGCCUCUUUUUAGAGCAGUGUGCACAAACACGUGGGACAAGCACUGAAAAUGUUAAUACACCUGUCAAACUUCAUCAACGCACAGCACUUCUGGCCAGGACUCACAUUUACACUACGUCUUAGAGAAACUUUGUUCCCGGGAUGAAACCCGCUUCAAGAUGCUAUGAACAUUUGGACGCAUUCCAGAAACGGAUGGAAACAGACAUUAUCAACAUUAUCUGUAGAGACUUUUCAGCAAGGUUUCUGUUACACUGGCGCUGUCACCAAACCGCAAAAUAACCCUUGAAGGUAACAACUAAAAGGUAGACUUGCCAAUAUGAGGUGGCGCACCUGAGAAUUUUAAAACUGUUUUGAAGUUGUGUUUCUGAUCUGCAUCUCUUCACAGCUCUGGAUUAUUCUCUUUCCAUUAUCUUCAUUCUCGGUACUGCUUUUUUAACUGUUAUCUACCCUAAACCCAACCCUAACUUGGGUGGUUGUUUCUCUGUCCCUCUCCUCAAAUUACAAAUCUAUUUCUCAAAUUACUAAUUUGUGCGCCCAAUUUUUCUUAUUUAUUUCCCUAAAUUUAGGAAUUUGCAACUUCAAAUUACUUGAUUCUUUCCCUUGAAACAACAUCUUCCCUCAGAUUACAAAAUUGUGCACCAAAGUAAUCAGUUCCAUCAAAUUAAUAUCUUUAAGUUCAGACACUCACUAUGAACCACAGUAAGAUUUUGAUUUUGGACUGUGAGACACAAAUCAUGUCCAGCUCUGCUCAGUCCCAAACAAAAUCUGAUGUACCAUCCAAACUUUAAAUAAUUCUACCAAGUAAACUUAUUUCGUGGUUUUGAAAUAACCACUUCCCCUUGGUCUUUGUAUCAUUAAAGUAAAAACAGUUUUCCAAGGAUGUUUUCUUCUACUCUUGGUAUGGGUUUAACAAGUACUCUAUUGUAGCAUAUGAAGAUGGUGGAAUGGAAAUCAGGAAUAACCUCGCGUUUAUCCAUUUUUGUUAAUGUUUGGAUAUUGCAAGCAAAACCUCCCUUCAACUUCUCCUCGAACGGGAAGGUUCGAUUCCUUCCAGUUGUUCAAAUCAAAAAAAGGUUUAACGUAUCUCUCAUUUCAGUCAGUGAAAGUGAAAAGUUGCCAUAUUGCUUAGUUUAGUGAUGGUGCUGCUCUGCACUUCACACUUUGAUAGCACUUGCAGAUAGAAAUGCCUUUAAAGAGCCCUAUGAGGCGCAUCGUUGCCCACAGUCCUUCUAAAAGAAAUAAGUGCCGCAUGAGCUAUGCAAUGUAUAGUAUUUACCCAUAUUCCAGACAGGCUGAUCUUAAGCUCUUCUGACAAACUAUCACCAAUACUUGAAACGUAAUGUGUGGCAAGCAGGGGCAGGAUGGGUUUUGGCUAGGAGGCAUGAGGAGACAGACAACUAAAUGCUGUCCUGUGUGUGUGUUUCUGGUAGUAGAUAAUGAAGUAUUGUACUUGAUAGCUCCACUCAAAAUGAAUUAAAAAUCAAUGUUUGAGAAACCCA
Molecule: messenger RNA, 3928 nt
Organism: Micropterus salmoides (largemouth bass)
Lineage: Eukaryota; Metazoa; Chordata; Actinopteri; Centrarchiformes; Centrarchidae
Product: inhibin beta B chain-like
Exons: 2
Coding region: 663-1835 (390 amino acids)
Biological process (GO): SMAD protein signal transduction; BMP signaling pathway
Cellular component (GO): extracellular region
Molecular function (GO): growth factor activity; cytokine activity
Source: RefSeq, a predicted model, not a curated record